Molecule: messenger RNA, 987 nt
Organism: Diutina rugosa
Lineage: Eukaryota; Fungi; Ascomycota; Pichiomycetes; Serinales; Debaryomycetaceae
Gene: ECM4
Product: omega-class glutathione transferase
Exons: 2
Coding region: 1-987 (328 amino acids)
Cellular component (GO): cytoplasm
Molecular function (GO): glutathione transferase activity
Source: RefSeq, a predicted model, not a curated record
AUGAGUGCUGUCCAAAAGAAUAUUCUCAAGUUUGCUGGCGACGACGGGUCGUACAAGCGGUUGGCGCUGAGCUUCCGUGACACCAUCGAAAAGGGCGGCCGUUUCACCCCUGAAGCGGGCCGUUACCACUUGUACGUGUCCUACGCGUGUCCUUGGGCCCACAGAACUUUAAUCACUCGGGUGCUUAAGGGUUUGACCGGGAUCAUCGGCUUGUCCGUCGUCCACUGGCACAUGGACGGUAAGGGGUGGAGAUUUGCCACUCCCGAAGAGCUUUCGGAAAACAAAGGUGAUUUCUUCGGUACUCAGGACCACUUGUACAACUUAGACCGUAUUCGGGAACUCUACUUUAAGGCUGAUCCCAACUAUGGCGGUCGUUUCACUGUCCCUGUGCUUUGGGAUAAGAAGGAAGAGACCAUCGUCAACAACGAGUCGCUGGAAAUCAUCCGUAUUUUCAAUACCGCUUUCAACGACUUGAUCGACGACAAGUACAAGAAGAUCGACUUGUACCCCACGGACUUGCAAAAGGAGAUUGACGAGCUCAACGGCUGGAUCUACGACAACAUCAACAACGGGGUGUACAAGGCCGGGUUCUCCACUUCUCAAGAGGUGUAUGACAAGGAGUGUGCCAACGUGUUUAAACACUUGGACCGGGUUGAAGCCAUCUUCAACGAGCGCCACGCCAACGGGCAAAAGUACCUCACCGGUAACACUCUCACUGAAGCCGACGUGCGGUUGUUCACCACCAUCAUCCGGUUCGACCCCGUCUACGUGCAACACUUCAAGUGCAACAUCGGGAUGAUCCGCUACCAGUACCCCCACAUCCACCAGUGGGUGCGCGAGUUGUACUGGGGCAACCCGGCGUUCAACGAGACCACCCACUUUGACCACAUCAAGUUACACUACACCAAGUCGCACCCGGCGAUCAACCCCCACGGGAUCACCCCCUUGGGUCCGGUGCCUAACAUCUUGAAGCUUGACGACGCUUAG